AGGGGCGGGGCCGCGCUAGCAUCCGCGCCAUCAGUCCUCAGGUGGCGGUCCAGUCCGUGUUGUAUAUGGUUUUCCCAGCCAAGCGGUUGUGUUUGGUGCCAUCCAUGGAGGGCGUGCGCUGGGCCUUCUCCUGUGGCACUUGGCUACCGAGCCGAGCCGAAUGGCUGCUGGCGGUGCGGUCUAUCCAACCCGAGGAGAAGGAGCGCAUCGGCCAGUUCGUCUUCGCCCGGGACGCUAAGGCAGCCAUGGCUGGUCGUCUGAUGAUAAGGAAAUUAAUUGCAGAGAAAUUGCAUAUCCCUUGGAAUCAUAUUCGUUUGCAAAGAACAGCAAAAGGAAAACCAGUUCUUGCAAAGGACUCCUUGAAUCCUUACCCGAAUUUCAACUUUAACAUCUCUCAUCAAGGGGACUAUGCAGUGCUUGCUGCUGAACCUGAGCUUCAAGUUGGGAUUGAUAUAAUGAAGACUAGUUUUCCAGGUCGUGGUUCAAUUUCAGAGUUCUUUCAUAUUAUGAAAAGAAAGUUUACCAACAAAGAAUGGGAAACAAUCAGAAGUUUUAAUGAUGAAUGGACUCAACUGGAUAUGUUUUAUAGGAACUGGGCACUGAAAGAGAGCUUCAUAAAAGCCAUUGGUGUGGGACUUGGAUUUGAAUUGCAGCGCCUUGAAUUUGAUAUAUCUCCAUUAAACUUGGAUAUAGGCCAAGUUUAUAAAGAAACACGUUUAUUCCUGGAUGGGGAGGAAGAAAAAGAAUGGUCCUUUGAGGAAAGCAAAAUAGAUGAUCAUCAUUUUGUUGCUGUAGCUCUUAGGAAACCUGAUGGAUCUAGAUAUCAGGAGGUCACGUCUCAGGAUGAUUCUAAGCCAUCCCAGAGGCAGUUUACUAUUCUUAACUUUAAUGAUUUAAUAUCAUCUGCAGUUCCCAUGACACCUGAAGACCCUUCAUUUUGGGACUGUUUUUGCUUCACAGAAGAAAUUCUAAUACGAAAUGGCUCUAAGUCAUGAUGUGAUUCCCUAUGUGGAAAAGGAAAGUGAAAAUUGUUUGUAAUCUUCCAUAUUCAGUGAAAAAUAAAUACUUGAUACAAUCAAGCUUCACAAAACAGGUUUUGAAAAAUAUCUAAAAGCUUUUAGGUACUACAGAGAAACCUCCAGUUCAGGACAGCCCACUAGAAUUUUUGUUUACUUAUUCCUGUCCAAAUGGCAUUGUGUUGAGGGAAAUGGAAAGGGUAGCAGAAUCUUUUAGUGAUGAUACAUAUGCAUUGUAGAAAAUAUAAAAAUGCAAUUAGAGUAAAGGAAACAUUUCAAUCUACUUUUUCAGAUACCUACUCUUAAAACUUUGGUAUCUUCUCUGACCUUUUUAUUGAUAAAAAGAAUGCAAAUUAACAGGGUCUUUCUUUUAAAAAAGGGAAUGUACUUGGGAUUUUUUAAAACUGCAUCUACUGCUCAUAACAUCUCUAUCACAUAAACUUGUGUUGGUUUUAAAGUACCCUUGGUAUGACUAACAUAAAUUAGGAUGCUCUUAAGGAGAGAUUUUUAUUUUGCCUAACACCAGCUUCUGAGGUGUUAUUAAAGACAUCUUUGCCUCAGUUAUUGAGUUUGCCUUAAGCUCAUCCUCUUCCUCUAUCAUCAUAACUGCUGCUGUAACUUUGUUUUUUAUCUUCAUAAAAUUACAUAUAUAAGACCAUUUCUUGUAUAAUGUUGAUUUUACCAGGGAGGAAAACAUCCCCCCAAAGCCCUCAGACUUUCCCCUAGUCCCAUCCUCUCACGUUUGGGUGCAGCGUCUGACCCUUUCGUCACUAUUAGAAGUAGACUCUUAGAAAGGAAGAUGCUGAGGCAGGUGCGGGAAGAUGGCGUUGAGAUGAAGCUUUACUUCCUGCUGUAAGAAAAUUGUGCCAUAGUGUACUUGUUUUCUUCUGUGUUGGACAUCUUGUCGACAAGUUAUUACUCUAAGCAGUAGUGCAGUGAAAACCUUUGUACAUAUUGAGGUACAUCCUUAGUUAUGUUCUCAGGCAGCUUUUACAAGUGGAAUGACUGGCUAAAAAGGCUUAAACCAUUUUUAGAACAUUUGGUAAGUAUUAGCUUGCUCUUCACAAAGGCUGUCCAAUUUAUACUUCCGGUUAUUAGUGUACAUAUGACUGUUCCUUUGUACUUCCUGGGCAACUAUAUGGAUUUUUUUUCCUGUGCCUUUAUAACUAAAAAGCUUAUCAUUUUUAAAAUUUAUAUUUCAUCACAAAUCAGUUUGAUAUGUCAGUGUUGUUAUCAACUCUUUGUAUUCCUUUUUUUUUAUGAGCCUCUUGUUCAUCUCUUUAUUUUAGUGAGUAGAACUUAAAAUGCAAACGUAAUAUAUUAAGAUGUCAAGACCAUCAUAUUGAUUGACAGAAUCUCUCAUGUAGCUGCGGUUGUGGUGCCUGUCUGGGGGAGUUAGUCUAAUUGUCUAAAUACCAAGAAGUAAAAUAAUGUCAUUGUUUCUCUUACUAACAUUAAAAAUUGUGUGUAAACUGUACAAAACUAGGUACUUAGUAAGAAAGUUACAGUAUUUUUCUUUUUUAAAUUUUAUUAAGCAUGGUUAGUUGUUCCCAGCAUAAGAAAUAACAUUUUUAGAUGAACAAGUAGGAUUUCCAUGAGUGUAAUGGUGAUAUGAAAAACACCUGUCUUGUCAUUGUAUUAAUAAAGUGAUGAACAGUUACA
Perognathus longimembris pacificus (Pacific pocket mouse) is the source of this 2678-nucleotide messenger RNA. RefSeq names its product aminoadipate-semialdehyde dehydrogenase-phosphopantetheinyl transferase (gene Aasdhppt). The record is from RefSeq and is a predicted model, not a curated record. Gene Ontology annotation, molecular function: magnesium ion binding; holo-[acyl-carrier-protein] synthase activity. Lineage: Eukaryota; Metazoa; Chordata; Mammalia; Rodentia; Heteromyidae. Gene Ontology annotation, cellular component: cytosol. The coding region runs from base 66 to 995 and encodes 309 amino acids. The transcript is spliced from 6 exons.